Molecule: messenger RNA, 594 nt
Organism: Macrosteles quadrilineatus (aster leafhopper)
Lineage: Eukaryota; Metazoa; Arthropoda; Insecta; Hemiptera; Cicadellidae
Product: cuticle protein 8-like
Exons: 2
Coding region: 103-543 (146 amino acids)
Cellular component (GO): extracellular matrix
Source: RefSeq, a predicted model, not a curated record
GCAUCCACCGUGACUUCCACAUGUAUAUUAAGCCGCUGUUACAUUGUACCUUCAUCAGUUCCUACUUGGUCAGCUCUCGUACUUCAAUAGACAACUACUACAAUGGUGCAACAGAUAAUCUUCGUUGUCACCUUUUUGGUGGCUUGUUCAUUCGCCUUCCCUCAACACGGCUACCAUGACCACGGACACGAGCAUAUAGAGGACCACGACCACGGACACGAGCAUGUAGGGGACCACGACCACGGGUUCCACGUGGAGUACAAGGAGGACUACUACGACCCUCACCCCAAGUACAAGUUCGAGUACGGCGUCCACGACAGCCACACCGGCGACAUCAAGAGCCACAAGGAGGAGCGCGACGGGGAUGUGGUGCACGGCAGCUACGAGCUGGUGGAGGCGGACGGUUCAAAGCGCGUCGUCCACUACACAGCUGACCACCACACUGGCUUUAACGCCGUCGUCCACCGGGAACACAACGUCCAUCCUCAACAUUACCACCAUCAUCAUGAGGAACAUGCUCCAGUAUACCAUGGCCAUUACUAAAAUCAACUAUUCCUCGUUUAUAAAACAGUACAAAGUGUAAAUUAAAAUAAA